Molecule: messenger RNA, 1266 nt
Organism: Didymodactylos carnosus
Lineage: Eukaryota; Metazoa; Rotifera; Eurotatoria; Philodinida; Philodinidae
Source: the annotation of a GenBank genome assembly
AUGAAAUCAAUUAGAUCGAUUAUAUGUUAUUUAACAUUUGUACAGUAUGCACAUUUAAUUACUCCUCUGUGGUGGAAUAUUGGUUUGCAGCAACAGCAAAAAUCUCCAAUUAUAUUGAAUCCCUAUUUAAAUUCUGAUGAACAACAAGAACAACAGCUACAAACCGACGAAUUUCUAGAUGACCCUUCACAAUACUGUUCAGCAUGGACUGGACUAAGUAUCGGUCAAAAACAAAUAUGUUUACUUCAUGCAGAUCAUAUGCCAAUUAUCAGUCAAGGUACAGCAAAAGGUAUUCAAGAAUGUCAAUUUCAAUUUCAAGAUAGACAUUGGAAUUGUUCAAUUUUACAUGAUGGAACUGUGUUUGGUCGAGUUUUAAAACAAGCAAAUCGUGAAACAGCAUUUGCUAAUGCCAUCUUCUCAGCAAGCGUCACGUACGCUGUAUCGCGUGCUUGUAAACAAGGCCUAUUAAAAUCGUGUACAUGUAGUAGAAAAUCGAGACCAAAAAGUUUACCCAGAGAUUGGUCUUGGGGCGGAUGUGGCGAUAACAUUGAUUAUGGUUAUCGGUUUUCCCGUGAUUUUGUUGAUACACCAGAGAAUGAAAUUAAACUAGAUACGCCAUCAGUUUCUCCAAUUCUACUCGAUGCGAUGAAUAAUGUAGAAUUACCUAAUGAAUAUUCGAUAAUUAAUCCUGUCAACGAUCAUUUAUUAUUGAGUAAAAGACGAGAAAUGAAACGUCGAAGAAUACGUCGACAAAUGAAUCUACAUAAUAAUGAAGCAGGGCGAAGAGCUGUCUAUCGUUUAACACGUGUCGUGUGUAAAUGUCACGGUGUAUCAGGAUCAUGUUCUUUGCGUACGUGUUAUCAACAAUUGCCAACAUUUCGUGAAAUUGCUACAUUUCUUAAAGAGAAGUAUGAUAGUGCCGUGGAGGUACGUUUUAGUGGAAAUACUAGUAAUAAAAAUCGACAACAACCACAAAUUCGCACACGCGAUCGACGUUUUGCCGGACCAACCAAAGAUGAUCUUAUCUACGUUCAUGAAUCAAAUUUUUGUGAUUAUAAUCCGAGAGUUGGUUCGUUUGGAACAAAAGAUCGCCUAUGUAAUAAAACAUCGUAUGGUUCCGAUAGUUGUAAAUCAAUGUGCUGUGGACGUGGAUAUAAUACUAUAAGAAAAUAUGUACAAGAGAAAUGUAAUUGUAAAUUCGUUUGGUGUUGUUCAGUCCAGUGUUUAACAUGCACCAAGCUAAUUGAAAUACAAGUUUGUAAAUAG